AUGGGCUACCUCUACUUCCUCCUGCACCCAUCGGAGUUGCGGUCCAUCAUUCAAUGGAAAGUCUACCAUGAGCCUCCUCACCGACGAGACGAGUCUAAGGAGGGUCCAGAGUUGAAAGAAUGCUUCCGACUUCUCAAGUUGACGAGUCGUAGCUUUGCUGCCGUCAUUCAAGAGCUCAACCCCGAACUCCUCGUCCCCAUCACCCUGUUCUACCUCGUUCUCCGCGGGCUCGAUACCAUUGAAGAUGAUAUGACCCUUCCUCUCGAGAAGAAGGUUCCCAUCUUGCGAAAUUUCCACAACACUAUCGAUGAAGAUGGCUGGCAAUUCCACGAGAGUAAGGAGAAGGACGCGGAGCUGCUGGAGAAGUUCGACGUUGUCAUCUCUGAGCUGAAGAAGAUCAAGAAGCCCCAUUAUGAUAUCAUCAAAGACAUGACAUUAAAAAUGGGCAACGGGAUGGCCGACUAUGUUGAGAAUGAUGAGCAGAUCAAGAAUGGCCUCCAGACAGUUGAGGAGUACGAAUUAUACUGCCACUACGUCGCCGGUCUAGUAGGAGAGGGCUUGACACGUCUGUUCCUGGCCUCUGAGCUGGCACACCCCAAACUGGCCGAGAGGCCUGCCCUGACCGAGUCCAUGGGCCAAUUCCUGCAAAAAACCAAUAUCAUCCGUGACAUUCACGAGGAUUGGGAGGACGGCAGACGAUGGUACCCCAAGGAAAUCUGGAGCAAGCAUAUUGACAAGUGGGAAGACAUGUUCGACCCCAAGCAACGUGACAAGGCCUUGAACGUCAUCUCGGAGAUGGUUCUGGAUGCGCUGAAGCAUGCGGAGGACUGCCUCUUCUACAUGGCGGGCAUGAAGGACCAGAGCGUUUUCAAUUUCGUGGCCAUUCCCCAGGGCAUGGCCAUCGCCACCCUGGCAACUGUCUUCCGCAACCCUGAUGUCUUGGAGAGGAACGUUAAGAUUACGAAGGGGGCCGCCUGCCAAAUCAUGCUCGAGUCUACACAGAACCUGUUCGUCGAGUGCGAAGUGUUCAGGAAGUUCGCCCGAGAGAUUCACAACAAGAACGACCCCAACGACCCUAAUUUCCUAGCCAUUGCGGCACAAUGCGCUAAGAUUGAGCAAUUCAUUGAGACGCUGUACCCAAGGCAAAACCCUGAUAAGCUGAACGCAUCAAAUAAAUUAAAGCAGGCUGGCCAACAAACGGCCGACCCUGGCGAGACUGUCGUCAUGAUUGUCGUGGCUCUUCUUGCAAUGGUCUUUAUGACCCUUCUUAUGAUUGGCACUGCCUGGUUCUUCGGCGCCCAGUUUGGCAACAUGUUCGAAGACAUGAAUUUCCUCAACCCAAGCGGCUGGCUCAAAUCAUCGGCUGAUGCCGGUGCUCACGAAGAACUGUAA
Molecule: messenger RNA, 1392 nt
Organism: Clonostachys rhizophaga
Lineage: Eukaryota; Fungi; Ascomycota; Sordariomycetes; Hypocreales; Bionectriaceae
Source: the annotation of a GenBank genome assembly